AAAAGCAUUUCUCUUCAGACAUUUGAAAAAAAUACGCCCCCACAAAUUAAAUCCCUAAAAAUUAUAAACAAAAUCCUCAGCUCAAGAACAAACAUUCAGCCAAAAAAUCCGUCUCAAAUUUCUCUACAAAAUCUGCAACAGAUAAUCAUUCCAAAAUGGUUUACACAUACACUCCUACAUAUUACAGUUCACUCCAAGAUUCAAUAGCCUCUUUGUGCAAAAAUAUCCUUCCAUUUUCUUUCAAGAAAAGGCGGUUGCCUGCAAUCGCUGCAGCUGAGCAGAGGCUAUCAAAGCAGCAGGCUGACAACUUGAAAUGGCAGCAAGAUUCAUUCCACCAGAUACUCAAAUUAAUGGGCCUCUGCAAGGAAGGGAUUUUGCCCGAAACAGAGGUCUCUGCUUUUAGAUCACAUCUAUUAGAUACCCUUAUUGCUUCACCACUUGACCAUGAACAUUCUUCAAUUUUGAGGGAUAAAUUGCUCUUCUUGCAGGAGCUACUGUAUGCAAAAUGCAUAUCAGAAGAUGAGUAUCAUUCGUCGAAAAGGCCUUUGUUACAGAGGUUAGCAGUUCAAGGAGCUGAAAUUGAGGCAAGAGAUAUAAUUGUUGGUGCUCAGAAAGAGAGUUCAGAUGAAGUGUGGUCUGUGAUAGAUUUGAAAGACGAGAAGUGUAUUGUUGGCAAAGAAGGCUCAAAUUUGAAGAAAAAACAAAAGCAAGGUUCAGCGAUGAAGCAAAUCAAAGGGGGGGCUGUAUCUGUAAUGGGCUUUGGAUCGUCAAAUAAAGGUGCAACAACUAAGGAAGAUAAGGGUUUAACUGCUCCGGGUGGUGAAAACAGUAGACCAGCUGAUAGAAGGUAUGAAGUUGAACUUUCUACGGAGAAUCCUUUCUGGAAUAGUCAGUUCAGGGAGAAAGAAAGUGAAACAAAAUCUAUUCUCAUGUCAGAGAGUUUGCCAAAUGAAUCCGAAAAAGUUGAGAAGCAAAGUGGAGGUGACAAAGGGAAAAGAAAACCCUUCAGAACUCUAUUUCAGAGAGAGCAAAAAGAGGGACAUGUGAGCACUAACGGGGAUAAUGGCUGUGGUUCUGAGGAAAAAACCAAAUCAGGAAAGAAGCAAUGGGGAUUUGAAGGAUUCAAGAAAUGGAAGAAAAAUGACUCUGAUGACGAAACUGCUCCAUUGGCACUAAAUGAGAAGUCAAAUUGUGGAAUUUAUAAUUCACAACUUGUCCAAAGCCCCGUUGGCGAGGGACCAGACACCAAGCAAAUUAAGAGGAAGCUGCACCCAGAUGGUGCACCUUCAGAUUUCUUUGUUGAUAAGGUUUUGGAAGAUAAUAUAAAAAAGAAGCUGUCGCAAAUUCGAUCAGAACUUGAUGCCAAAAAUCAUAAUGUUCAUUUGUCAGAUGACCAAAUUGAAGCAGUUUCUACUAGGCUUCCAGUUGACAAGGCUGAUCUAAAACAGUUCUUUCCCAAGUCAUGGUGCGAUCAGUACGGUGAUGUCGUUUUGGAUGUGGUGAGGAAGGAAUUCAAGGACCAUGUUGGACAAGUGAGUGUUGGUAGGGAAAAGCACAGCUCCAAGAGAUGGACAACAUUUGAUGAUGAUGAAAAUUGUCACCCCAAUCUCUUUGCUCCAGAGGAAAACUUCUUCCACAUGAAGCAAGACAAAUCCAAUGCUUUGAAGAAGGAUCAUCUGUAUGCUGCUGCUGCUGCCAACAGCAGUAUUGAGAAAGGCUUCAAAUAUAAUCCCUUCUUUGAUAUUUAGGCCUGCUUCAAAUUAAUAAAAGAGAAGUUUUAUAACCAUCACCUUCUUCAGCUUUGUUCUGAGGCCAGAAUCCUCUCUGGACUCUCACUGGAGAGGCAGCUGGGCUCCUUCCAAAGCCCUUGCUAAAAGACAGGCACUAUCUUGUUAUGUAUUUCUGGUACUAGUAUAGUUACAGUUUGUGAUCCUGUUGUGAUAAUCAACUAUUAAUAGAAUUCUUCAUUAAGAAA
Messenger RNA from Coffea arabica (coffee), 1975 nucleotides. RefSeq lists its product as uncharacterized. The record is from RefSeq and is a predicted model, not a curated record. NCBI's taxonomy places the organism in Eukaryota, Viridiplantae, Streptophyta, Magnoliopsida, Gentianales, Rubiaceae.